This is a messenger RNA of Drosophila willistoni, 683 nucleotides long. RefSeq names its product peptidoglycan-recognition protein SA (gene PGRP-SA). Gene Ontology annotation, biological process: peptidoglycan catabolic process; innate immune response. The record is from RefSeq and is a predicted model, not a curated record. The transcript has 3 exons. The coding region runs from base 24 to 623 and encodes 199 amino acids. Gene Ontology annotation, molecular function: peptidoglycan binding; N-acetylmuramoyl-L-alanine amidase activity; zinc ion binding. NCBI's taxonomy places the organism in Eukaryota, Metazoa, Arthropoda, Insecta, Diptera, Drosophilidae.
CAAUCAGCUUCCGAAUAGAAGAGAUGCUCUCGGUGUAUUUGCCCCUGCUGAUCCUGGUCGCUGCUCAGGUCCAGAGCCACCGGCCAACGACGACUGCUGAUGGCAGAUCUUGUCCCCAAAUCAAAUUGAAGAGUCAAUGGGGUGGCAAACCUCCGCGCGGUGAUCUCUACUAUCAAGUGCGUCCCAUACGUUAUGUGGUUAUUCAUCAUACUGUUACCUCCGAGUGUGCUGGCUUUCUGGAAUGUGCGGAAAUACUACAGAAUGUUCAAAGCUAUGCACAGAACGAAUUGGACUACAAUGACAUAAGCUACAAUUUUCUCAUUGGCAACGAUGGCGUGGUCUAUGAGGGCACCGGUUGGGGCGUCCGUGGGGCCCACACAUUUGGCUAUAACGCCAAUGGCACUGGCAUUGCCUUCAUUGGAAACUACAGCAAUAAACUUCCCUCGCCUGCAGCUCUGAAAGCUGCCCAGAAACUCUUAAUUUGUGGGGUGAAACAGGAUGAGCUUAGUAAUGAUUACGCCCUAAUUGCCGCUUCCCAGGUUAUUACCACCCAGAGCCCGGGUCUGAUUCUAUACAAUGAGAUACAGCAGUGGCCCAAUUGGGUUUCCGAUCCACAAAAAUAAAUGUUAAUAAUAAAAUAAAAAUAUGCAAGAAUUUGUUUCCAUCUAUGGAUCCAACAUGUA